AUGGAGCCGUUCCAGGAUCCAGCAGAUAUUGAUCAAUUUAAAAGAAAGUUAGGUUUUGACAAGGCUCUCGUCAAUUGCUCUGGUAAAAUAUGGAUUUUUUGGAGAAUGGAAUGGGAGGGAGAAGUUGUGAUGAACUCAAUUCAACAAAUUACCAUGAAGUUUAGCAAAAACAACAACAUUUUCUUUAUCUCGUCAGUGUAUGCAAGAUGCAAUGGGUUGGAAAGGUUAGAAUUAUGGGACGAGUUGAGUAGCUUUGCAGAAGACAUUCAAUCACCUUGGAUGAUUGGAGGCGAUUUUAAUGUAUGCUUAAAUGAGGAGGAAAAAUUGGGUGGACUAGCAUUUACUCAGCAGGAAGCAAUGGAUUUUGCGCAAUGUAUUAGUAGUUGUGCACUUUUGGAGGUUCCUUUCACUGGAACAAGGUAUACUUGGUGGAAUGGAAGGAUUGAAGAUGAUUAUAUAUUAAAAAGAUUAGACAAAAUUUUGGUCAAUCAUGAUUUCUCAACUGCUUUUCCAGCCAUUGGAGUACAACAUUUCAUUCGACAAGGCUCAGACCCUGUUCCUCUUCACGUG
This is a messenger RNA of Solanum stenotomum, 570 nucleotides long. RefSeq lists its product as uncharacterized. The annotation marks the transcript as partial. The record is from RefSeq and is a predicted model, not a curated record. Lineage: Eukaryota; Viridiplantae; Streptophyta; Magnoliopsida; Solanales; Solanaceae. The transcript has a single exon.